AUACGUGCUUGAUAUCAACCCAGAUAUUCUGGGCCGUCAUGUCGUGUCUUCGCUAUUCAACAGUUUUAAUAUUCGUUUUUUCUUCGAUUUUGGUUUUGUGUUUUGGAACAUCCGAUGACGAUUCUCAUGAAUGUGUGCGUCCUUGCUCCGGCGAAACAUUUUCAAGAAAGACUUGCGUUUAUCAGUUCUUCGUCACAGAAUUGCAGAACACAAUAAGUAGUAUUUGCGAAAACAAAAUCGAGGAGAAGGAUGAGAUUUCCACGUGUACAAAUGUUAUCGGGACAAAGAGCUUUUUGGCAAUUAAUGGAAGAAGUCCAGGACCAGCAAUACAAGUUUGUCUUGGCGACACAAUAGAAGUUGUUGUAUAUAACAAAUUAAAAAGUGACGAGUUAACUUUGCAUUGGCAUGGAAUUCGACAAAAGGACAUUAAUUAUAUGGAUGGUGUGCCUAUGAUAACGCAAUGCCCGAUUUUUCUCGCUGGUUUUCGUUAUAAAAUAAAUCCUAAGAGCGCAGGAACAUACUUCUACCACGCUCAUUCAGUCUCGCAGCAGGGCGACGGAGUGUACGGGUCAUUGACAGUUCGAGGACCACAUAACAAUGCCAGUCUGGAGAGGAUACUUUUACUGUCAUCAAGGUCACCAACUCCACUGACACAACAAACAACCUUAUAUCCACCUAUACCGAAUGAGCUCCUCGUAAAUGGUCAGGCACGAGAAGUAUUUGUACGAGUCAAACAUGGAUUUUCCUAUCUAUUACGUCUCAUUAAUGCCAAUGCCCACAACUGUCCCGUUUUGCUAUCCGCUCAUAGACACUCGCUCCGAGUAUUGGCUGCUGAUGGCAAUCCUGUGCAAUCAAUGACGGGCACGCAUGUUGUUUUAUUCCCAGGUAAUCUUUGGGAAGAUCUAGGCGCAUCCAGCGGAACGCAUCUCGGCAUGGAGUGGACCCGGGACAAGACUCUGGAGCUACUUCGCGAGUAUCAGAAACGCCGGGUCCUCUGGGAUUGGAACGCCCGGGGCUAUCGGGAUCGCACGAAGCGCAAACUGGCCAUCCAGGAACUCGCCAAGAUCCUCCGCUGCAACACCCUCGAGGUCGAGAAGAAGAUCACCAAUCUCAAGUGCCAGUACUCCCGGGAGGUGCACAAAAUUCAGAACAGCCGCGACACCGCGACCGGCCCGGAUGAUGUAUACGUCUCCAAGUGGUUCGCCUUCAAAGCGAUGCAGUUUCUACAAUUCGGCACGCGUAGAUACAGCAAGCGGAAGAAGAAAGUCGAGGAGGGAUCAAAACUACAGGAAGAAUACAUUGUCAGCGACAUCGAUCCUGAAAGCAUAACAUUCAUGGACUGCAAUGAAGAGACAAACGGCUCCGGUACCGGUUCCUUCAACGCUUCACUGAGCGAGGACGCUGAAGAGUCUUCAUCGUCCAGUCUAAAGGCGAUGGAAUUGUACAAUUGCUCCUUGCCAAGCCAAGACCUUGGUUCGCCGGUCGACCUCGACGAGGUCAAACAGACAAAGCUCAAAGUUGGAGAAACGGAUGAGAAGGGACGGAGAAAGACAAAGGAGGAGUUCGCCAAGUUCGGCGAGAGUAUCGCCGUUCAGCUCGCUGAGAUCCCGGACUCGUACUCAAGAUCGGUGGCCAAGCUCAGGAUCAAUCAGAUCCUCUUCGAGGCGGAGAUCGGGGUUUACGCGCAAACGCGCGAAAGACUUGAUUGUAUUCUAAUGGCAGAAAAGGCAAUUGCCAAAUAUGCCUUCGAUAUUCAGGGUCUUGGAGAUUGUCGUAAUUUGCGCCACGAGGGAUAUAUUUUUUACGAAGAUUUUACCAGAUUGGAUUCGUAUGCGAUAAAGGAUAACACUGAUGCUGACAGCCUUGAUGAACAAGCACUUAAGAUCAUUGAAAGUGGUCAUCAUUGUCAUAGAAUAUCGAAAAAUAUAAUUUGUUCAUUGGAUCUGAAGAAAAAAUUGUUGCAAUUGGAAGAAAAAGUGGACAAAACUAUCUAUGUGCCUUUCGACAUGAAUACUUUUUCAUUCUUUACGGAUGAUAUGACAGACAUGUCUUUCAAUUUUUAUGUAUCAAAGCACUAUCCAGCUUAUUUGAGCUUAGAUGAAGGCGUAAGGAAGAUAGCGCAGAUUAAUGGCAUGUCUUUCAAGUAUCCUUCAUCUCCAAUAUUAUCGCAACCGGAAAACGUUCUGAAGGAGUUGAUUUGUACCCUCGACAAACGUUCUAGGAGUUGCGCCGACACACCGUUGUUUUGCGAGUGUCUGCAAAUGAUUGAAGUUUCAUCGUGGAAAAUAAUCGAGAUUGUAUUAAUAGAUGAAGGUUUCGGAGGUGAUGUAUCUCAUACGUUUCAUCUACAUGGAUAUAAUGCCAGUAUCGUAGGCCAAGAAAGUUUCGAACAGCCUAUUACCAAAGAUGAAAUUAUAUCCUUGGACCGUAAUAAGAGGCUGCAUCGAAAUCUUGUGAAUCCGGUGCAAAAAGAUACUUUCGUUGCACCGAAUAAGGGCUAUAUUAUUCUUCGUUUCUACACUGACAAUUUAGGAUAUUGGUUAUGGGAAGCGAGAAGUACUGCUGUACAUCCUCAAUUAGUAGGGCCUAAAAUGCAAUUUGUAAUGAAAGUAGGACUCGAUCAAAAUUUGCCUCUUAUACCAAUCGACUUUCCUAGUUGUGGCAGUAACAAAGGCAUGGAUUAUAUCUUCGAGGGUGCAUAAUUUUCUUUUUAAAUAUAGCACAUGAUAUAAUAUAAAAUUUACACCAAAUAUAAUCAUUGAGUUAGAGGAAGUUUGUCCGACACAGGAUACAGGACAUUAUUGUUCAUUAUCGAACAGAGAAUAUAUUAUUUGAGACUGUCGUUUGUGAGACUGAUGGAAAAUGUUUACCAUUAGAUUAAAGCUUUGUUUAUCAGCGAAAAACACUGUAUAUUACAUACAAAAAUUUGUCAUAUAGACUGUUGCAUUAGCAGCCAAUGGAUUGAACAAACUUCUUGUUAUAUAAGUGUAAUUUCAUUUUAGGUGUACUGUGUUGACUAAAUAUAUAAAUUUAUUAUACAGUAUUAA
Molecule: messenger RNA, 3047 nt
Organism: Nylanderia fulva
Lineage: Eukaryota; Metazoa; Arthropoda; Insecta; Hymenoptera; Formicidae
Source: RefSeq, a predicted model, not a curated record